Molecule: messenger RNA, 5108 nt
Organism: Caretta caretta (loggerhead turtle)
Lineage: Eukaryota; Metazoa; Chordata; Testudines; Cheloniidae
Gene: USP4
Product: ubiquitin specific peptidase 4
Biological process (GO): protein deubiquitination
Cellular component (GO): nucleus
Molecular function (GO): cysteine-type deubiquitinase activity
Source: RefSeq, a predicted model, not a curated record
ACUAUGCACAAGCUAAAUAAAUAUCACAGGGAGCAGAUUUAAUGCCCACCGAGGCUAGCGGUCUCAGCGGACGUUUCUGCGUAUGUUUAGUGCCAGCCAAGCCGCAAGCUCUGUCAGGCAGCCGGGCCCGCAGGGUUCCUGGCAGGUCGUGGAACCCUCCUCCCGCACUGGGGCUGCAGGGGCGCGUGGGGCCCCGGCGGCAGUCGGGGGCAGGGAGGAAGGCAGUGCGCCUGCGCACGUUGGCCUGUGCGGCCAGGCCGGAUAUCCGCUGCAGGGCCAGGGCGCCGGGUGCACGGACAUGGCGGCGGACUUAGAUGGUGGCCCGAGGCCGGACGUCGGGGCCCAGCGGGCAGAGCUGGGGCCGCUGCUGGGGAUAGCUCUGAGGCCGGGCGAGUCCUGGUAUUUGAUUGACAGUCGGUGGUUCAAACAGUGGAAGAAGUAUGUGGGUUUUGACAGCUGGGACAUGUACAACGUGGGUGAGCCUAACCUGUUUCCUGGACCCAUCGAUAACUCUGGACUCUUUGCAGAUCCAGAAAGACAGACCUUAAAAGAACACCUCAUUGAUGAGCUGGAUUAUGUGUUGGUUCCCACUGAAGCCUGGAAUAAGCUAGUGAACUGGUAUGGCUGUGUAGAGGGGCAGCAACCUAUAGUAAGAAAAGUGGUGGAGUACGGUCUGUUUGUGAAGCACUGUAAAGUAGAAGUUUAUCUCCUCGAACUGAAGCUGUGUGAAAAUAGUGAUCCUACCAAUGUGUUGACCUGCCAUUUCAGCAAAGCAGACACCAUCGCUACCAUUGAGAAGGAAAUGCGACAGCUGUUUAAUAUCCUCAGUGAAAAGGAAACUAGGUUAUGGAGCAGGUACAUGAGUAACGCCUAUGAGCAGGUCAGCAACCUGGACAGCACUGUACAAGAUGCAGGGCUCUAUCACGGUCAGGUGCUGUUAAUAGAAGUGAAGAAUGAAGAUGGUACAUGGCCCAGGCAGUCUCUUCCUGCAAAAUCAAGCACUGCAACUAGCAGAAAUUUUACUACUUCAGCAUCAUCAGUAAAUUCUUAUUCCUCAAUGUCUGUCUCUUCUGCCAUUGCAAAUGGUGAUAGCAAUAACUCCUAUGAACUGACGAGCUCCAGCCUUGGCAGGGGAGUCUCUGGCUUCUCCUACAACUCCUACAGCUGCAGGGAGUCCACUUCCCAGUCACAGCCCGGCAUCUGUGGGCUCAGUAACCUGGGAAACACCUGCUUCAUGAACUCUGCGUUACAGUGUUUGAGUAACACCCCACCUCUGACUGAGUAUUUCCUGGAAGAUAAAUAUGAGGCUGAAAUAAAUCAUGACAAUCCUCUGGGGAUGAGAGGAGAAAUUGCAGAAGCAUAUGCAGAGCUUAUUAAGCAGAUGUGGUCUGGGAGACACUCUCACGUGGCGCCACGUAUGUUCAAAACCCAGGUUGGCCGUUUUGCCCCUCAGUUCUCAGGGUACCAGCAGCAAGAUUCUCAGGAGCUCUUGGCAUUCCUCCUGGAUGGCUUGCAUGAGGAUCUGAACCGAGUGAAGAAGAAGCCCUACUUGGAGCUCAAGGAUGCCAAUGGCAGGCCUGAUUCGGUGGUGGCGAAAGAAGCCUGGGAGAACCAUAGGUUAAGAAAUGACUCUAUUAUUGUGGAUAUUUUCCAUGGCCUUUUCAAAUCCACCCUGGUCUGUCCAAAAUGCUCUAAAGUUUCUGUGACUUUUGACCCUUUCUGCUAUUUAACUCUUCCACUGCCCUUGAAGAAAGAUCGUUCCAUGGACGUUGUUUUGGUUUUUGCAGGCCUGCAUCAUAGACCUACCCAGUAUCGGGUAGUUGUGCCAAUGAUGGGGGCUGUAUCAGACCUGUGUGAAGCUCUUUCCAAACUCUCCAAGAUCCCUGCAGAAAAUAUGGUGGUGACAGAUGUUUAUAAUCACCGAUUCCACAAAAUUUUCCAAAUGGAUGAAGGGUUAAGUCACAUCAUGCCAAAAGACAACAUCUUUGUAUAUGAAGUUUGCAAGUCAAGCGAUGGUGCUGAGUGCAUCACUCUUUCUGUAUACUUCAGAGAAAAAAGAAUAAGACAGUCCAGCACUUCUUCAGGGACUGUUCUUUGUGGGCAGCCACUACUAAUCUCUGUGCCCAAACACAAGCUCACUCUGGAUCACUUGUACAAGGUUGUCUUGGAGCAGAUUGGCCACUACAUUAAAUUCCCUCUGACAAAAGAAUAUUCUAGUGUAUGCCUGGACAGUGGGAUCUGCAAUGGCUCCAGUGGUGGCUGCGAAGUUGAAGAGAUGGAACAUCAGGAUGGAGAUGAGGAGGGCAGGGAAAAAGCCUCAGAAACAGAUUCCUGCCAGUCAGAGGGUUGUGCACAUGAUUUGCUGGGGAAGGAAGGGCAGCAUCACAAGAAGCAUCUGUUCACCUUUAGCCUUGUGAACUCCUAUGGGACCUCUGAGAUAAACUCAAUUACGACAGAGGGGAAACUUCUAAAACUGAAUUCCUAUGCCACCCUUGCUAUUGACUUGGAUCCAGACACCCGGAAGCUGCUGUUUGAUGAACAAGAGUCACAGGCAUUUGAAAAGGAUGCAAGUAUGUUGCAGUCACAGAAGAAGAAAACUACUGUAGCUCUUAAAGACUGUAUAGAACUCUUUACUACAAUGGAAACGCUUGGUGAACAUGACCCUUGGUACUGCCCUAACUGCAAGAAGCAUCAGCAGGCCACAAAGAAGUUUGAUCUAUGGUCUUUGCCCAGGAUUUUGGUGGUGCAUUUAAAACGUUUCUCAUACAACAGAUACUGGAGGGAUAAACUUGACACUGUGGUUGAAUUCCCCAUCAGGGAUUUGAGUAUGUCUGAGUUUGUCUGUGACCCAACAGCUGAUCCGUAUGUGUAUGACCUCAUUGCAGUGUCCAAUCACUAUGGAGCCAUGGGAGUAGGCCACUAUACUGCAUAUGCAAAGAACAAAGUGAAUGGCAAAUGGUACUACUUUGAUGACAGCAGUGUAUCAAUGGCUUCUGAAGAUCAAAUAGUGACGAAAGCUGCAUAUGUGCUAUUCUAUCAGCGGCGGGACAGCAAGAAGCACGUAGCCCCAUCUCUUCCUGCAGAAAGUAAGCUGGCAUUGGAAGAGUGUGAUGGCAUGGAUACCAACUGAGCCCAGCCUGCUGCGCUCGGACUGCUCGGUAGUGUUCUCUGUUUGACGCCAUGUCUGGAGCAUCUGAUAGUUGCUGUUCUGCCUUCCGUAGGAUUCUCAAGCAGGAAAUCUAGUGUUGGGGGCUUAGUGCCUGGUGUUGUAAGAUAGCACUGGGGAGCCAAGAAUGAGCUGACGUGGGGUAUUUAGAGGCCAAAAAUUAUAUAUAUCAAAGCUUCAAUAAAAUUUUUGUAAAUCUGUCUGGACUGUGUGGCUGGGAGCUGGGGAAGGAGAGGCUUGGGCUGGGCUGAGUUGUGGGGCUGGAGCUGGGGCCUGGGGCAGAGAGGGUGGCUGCAGGGUGUUGCAGAGAUGACAGAGGUGUCAUUUGGGCAUGAAUGCUAUUCCUGUGGUGUGCCAGUUGCCAGCUCUGUGUGUAGCUGUCAGGCACAGUCCAGAUUUUCUCUGUCUAAUCUCAUCAGCCUUAGUGUCCGGAAUUCCUGCUAUGGCUCCAGCAGUGCCUCUUACACACUCCCCAGUCCAUGUGGCCACAGCUCCUGGUGUCGCUCUUCUUCUUUCUGCCUUUGCACCUUUUUUCCUGUGCUGAGCAGCUGGGUGCAUUUGCUCUGGUCCCUGGCUGCUGGUGACAUCUUUGACUAUUCUGGGCAGCUGAGCCAUGGGCCUUUCCCACAUUCAGACAUAUCAUUUUGGUCCCAAAAAAGCAGAAAAUUCAUUGGAAAUGAAAUGCAGCACCCCUGGCCACGUGGAGAGAGCUGUACUCUGAUUGCAAAAUAUACACACUCCUGUGUGUACGAUAGGAUUUCAGCUCUGGCUCCCACUCUUAGCACAAUCACAGGGUGAGGUCUUGGCCUUUGAGACCUAAAUUCAGCCAGGUCUUGUACUAUUAAUUCAUAUUUCACAGUCCUUUGUGCCAGUUCCCAUGGAAACCUGCUGAUGAUCCCUAGACUGACAACCCCCUGAUUGUUUGUCCCCACCCCCCACACCCCUGUGAAACCUUGGGGGUUCUGUGCACCAGUGAUCACAGCUUCCAUGUGAUCUCCACCUGCUGCUGUGUAGACGGCCUUACAUACCACCCUCCCAGAUGCUAAUCCUUCCCAGGAGCUGGCCCAGUCAGAAAGUGGCCUCGCUCCAGUCCAGCCCUCCCCGGUGCUAACUCUUCCCUCUCCCCAUUGCUGUCCACACUGGUUCCAUGCCAGUGCCACCCCAUACAGGCACUGCCAGCUGCCCAGGCCUCCCAUUUGUUUAUUUCCUAGAAGUUAAAAGGGAGGGAGGAAAGGCCCCGUGUGGGAAUGCAGUACAGGAUUAAAGCUGCAUUCGCUAGGUUUGCUGUAAAGGAGAAGGGAGCUGCUGUAUGCCCAGCCCUCUGGUUAGCAUUGCGCUGCUGCUCGGCAGAGCGGUUCUUUUAAAGCACUGAGGUUUGAGUUGUUUAGCUCAUAAUUGCUGAUGCUUCUGCUGUUUGGUUCUUGGUUUGUUUGGGUUUUUACACCUGGCUUAAGUGGAUAUUAUGUUUCUUUUCUUUCCCCCUCACUAGGGGCUAAGUUUGAACUGUAGCACUGCACUGGUUUUUUUGUUUAGCAUCUUUGAUUGUGGGUUUUCCACCCCCUUCAAGUAAAAAUUUGGGGAGACAGUGGGGAAAAAAAGUAAGAAAAGAUCCUGUUAAAAAUGAAGAACAAUAUAAUGUAACAAAUGUGCUUCCUUUUCUAUAUCGACACAAGAAACCUUGCCACUUUCCUUUGUAUGGUCAGACUGAAAAGGCAUCCAUCGGGCUGAAGGCUGAUUCUUGGAUGCUGAAUUGAAAUCUCUUCUAAUAUACUGCAGUAAAAAGGGUGACAGGAAUCUGGCCUUCUUCUCUGCCUGUCAGCUGAUUGGGUUCUGAUUGGUGUGUACAUUGUGUAUAAUGUCAAAUCUGUUUUUAGACUGGCACUUUGUAAGUGACUGACUUUAUUGUACAAAGAGGAAAUAAAGAAGAGUGGUUUGCACUGAA